AGAUAAAAUGGAGAAGUUUAUUGUGAUGUUGUGUUUGUUACACAGCUGUUAUGGUGUUAUUUAUAAUUUAAAUGACACGGAGUAUGACCGAAUGCCCGCCAAGUACAAGGGGGACUCGUACGACAAAUGCCAUUGGGAUGACAAUGCUAUCUACUGCUUCGCGGAGCUGAAGCUGGUCCCCGAUACUUCUAGUCCUUUGUUCACCAUGAUACAAGAAUACUCAGCACACAACACAACGCACUUCGACUACACGAAGUUGGUGCGAGGAGUGUGCGUCACACAGACAUGCACACACCUCUACAACAAGACAGCACCUUUCAAUAUUAACGAUACUGAUAUUGGAGAAGCUAUAGAAGAAUGUGUCAACGAAUCCCUCAUCAAAGAUUAUGGGUUGAAGAUUAAAAUGAUCCGGUACUUUUGCAAUCAACCACCGAAGGACAAGCCGCUAGAUACAAUGGACUAUGUUGUCGGCAUCAUCUGCCUUAUAAUUAUCCUGGCUAACGUUAUUGGAACUGUUUAUGAGCCUUUCGGUGGGAAGCGAAAAGAUUUUUUGUCAAGAUUUCUCGUCGGUUUCUCGAUUCGUUACAAUUGGAGGAAGUUGGUGGCUCCUGUCGCUAGAGGACAGGACCCUCGGUUGAAGAGACUCAAGGGUAUCCAUGGCAUGAGGGCAUUAUCUAUUGGACUAGUGAUUAUGGCGCACUCGAUCUUAGCGUGUGUGGCGUUUAUAGACAACCCGAUCUACUUUGAAAAGAAGGCAGUUAUCCUUGAGAGGGCACGUAUUGUGAGGAGGCUGCUGUCUUUGAAGCGACCGUUAUAUAAAACCAGUGCGUUGAAGGUGAUCUUCAACGGUAUGACCAUCAUGCAGACGUUCCUCGUGAUGUCCGGCUUCCUGCUGGUCUACAACUCCUUGCUGCAUGCUGAGAAGAGCAAGAUAACCUUCAUGACGUUUCCCAAAUACAUUCUGUUGAGAUGGCUGAGAUUAACUCCAGCUUACGCAGUCUACUUAGGGUUGACUAUCACCUGGAUGAGAUACCUCACUGAUGGCCCUUUGUGGCAGGAGGUGAUAGGCAAUGAAGUGAGAGACUGCAAGAAGUAUUGGUGGACCAACCUGCUGUACAUCAACAACUACUUCGACGACUCGCAGUGCAUGCAACAUACCUGGUACAUAGCAACUGACACCCAACUGUAUUGUGUGGGUGCUCUCGUCUAUGUGUUGUGCUCCACUCCUCGGUCCAGAAAGAUAGUGCUGCCACUCCUGUUCGUGGCCGGUCUUAUCAUUCCCGGGGUCAUCACUUACAUGCUCAACUUGGAUGGAACUCUAAUCGCUUCUCCGGAGGCGAUCCACAGUCUCUUUUUGAAUGAGCCUACAUUCAACUACACAUACAGGAGAGGCCACACCAACCUUGCUGGCUACACCAUCGGCCUCUCCGUCGGCUACCUCGUCUAUCGCUGGCAAAAGAAUGGCGUUGACAUGACCAGGUUUAGGAAAUAUCGUUAUUUGGUUCUUGUGCUCGUAGUGGUUGGAACUUCUGUGGUGUAUGCAGGCAGUAUCUUCUUCGAGGACGUUCCUAGGCACUCUAUAUAUUUGAGAGUUGCCUUUUCCAGUCUUCACAAGCCGGUCUUUGGCUUAAUAAUUGCAUUGGCGUUAGUCAUAUUCAUCUUUAAAAUCGAUGAUAUAUGUCGUCGUAUAGUGGAGUGGCAGGGCUGGACGGUGCCAAGCCGCAUCUCUUACAGCGCAUACCUGAUCCACGUCGCCUUCAUCAGGCACUUUGUAUCCUACCAGACUACUAUUUGGCACACAACCUUCGUCUUAAUGCAACAAAUGAUAGUUGGGUUCGUGCUGGCUUCAUUCCUGACUGCGCUUCCAUUCUACUUGAUAGUGGAAGCACCGCUAAGCAAUAUGAUCAAGCUGUUAAUAUCUGGCUCGCGAAACAAGGAUGGUGACAAUAAAGAAAAUGUUAAAGAAGAAAAUCCUAAGAAAAUGCUAAGUGACAGUGAAAUACUUGCCAUUGAGAAAAUUGUCCCUUUGAAGACUUUACGCGAAAUUCUCAGCGACGAUCGGAAGUACGAAAGUUCACGAGUUUGAGAAAUGUUUCGAAGAUCUGUAGAAUAUUCUAGUGCCAGCGUUUCGGUUUGGACUGUGUAACAAAUUGUGAUGUUAGACUUUAAUUAGACUUUAAAUAAAAUAUCUUGGUUGGGUUUGACACUGCCACACAGGAAAGUUUUUGUAUUCGUACUUUGACUCGUUAACUAAAUAAUUC
Molecule: messenger RNA, 2261 nt
Organism: Spodoptera exigua (beet armyworm)
Lineage: Eukaryota; Metazoa; Arthropoda; Insecta; Lepidoptera; Noctuidae
Source: the annotation of a GenBank genome assembly